Molecule: messenger RNA, 4576 nt
Organism: Erpetoichthys calabaricus (reedfish)
Lineage: Eukaryota; Metazoa; Chordata; Cladistia; Polypteriformes; Polypteridae
Gene: smpdl3a
Product: sphingomyelin phosphodiesterase acid like 3A
Exons: 8
Coding region: 101-1435 (444 amino acids)
Biological process (GO): sphingomyelin catabolic process
Molecular function (GO): sphingomyelin phosphodiesterase activity
Source: RefSeq, a predicted model, not a curated record
CCGUCACGUGGGCUCCCGUUUGGUCAUGUGAUAUUGCAGAUGACAAUAAACUGAACUGACAACAAUUCUGCGUAGAAGUAGCCUUAGUACGAAUGACACUAUGAAGGGACUAGUGUCCUGUGCGCUUAAUUUUGUAGCCAUGCUGUUGGCUUUAAGUGUCGUUUGCUUGUCAUUAGCAGAGGCGCUAUAUCUUCGAUCCUUUCCAGAGCAAGAAGGACAAUUUUGGCAUAUAACUGACUUGCAUCUGGAUCCAACCUACCACAUCACUGAUGACCAUACAAAAGUGUGCUUCUCCUCCAAAGGGUUUCCAGCCAAAAAUCCAGGGGUCUUUGGUGACUACAUGUGUGACUCACCUUAUUUACUCAUCCAGUCUGCCUUUGAUUAUAUGAAAAAUGUAGAUCUACAGCCAAAAUUUAUAAUUUGGACUGGAGACAGUCCACCACAUGUUCCUCCAGAGGAGCUUUCCACUGAUAUUGUGAUAAAUGUUAUACGCAACAUGACUAACACUAUUCAAGCAUUCUUCCCAGAUCUUCAGGUCUAUCCAGCAUUAGGAAACCAUGAUUAUUGGCCUCAAGAUCAGCUACCAGUUUCAACAAAUAAAAUAUAUGAAGCCGUUACUGAACUUUGGAAACCUUGGCUAACACCUGAAGCUCUGAAGACUUUGAUUAAAGGUGGCUUUUACUCACAAAUGAUUGACCAAAACCUUAGAAUAAUAAGUCUUAACACUAAUCUGUACUACAGUCCAAACAAUGAGACUUUAGGUUUGCCAGACCCAGCUGGACAGUUUGAGUGGCUGGAAGAAGUGUUACAAGCAUCCUUAAAGAACAACGAGAAGGUAUAUAUCAUUGCUCAUGUUCCUGUUGGAUACUUGCCCUUUACAAUAAAUACCACUGCAAUGAGAGAGAACUUCAAUGAAAAGCUUGUGGAAAUAUUUCGUAAUUACAGUAGUAUUAUUGUUGGUCAAUUCUUUGGCCAUACUCACAGAGACAGCAUAAUGGUUCUCCAUGAUACGGAAGGUAAUCCUGUCAAUUCCUUGUUUGUUGCACCAGCUGUAACACCAAUCAAAAACUUUUAUGAACUUCAGACAAAUAAUCCAGGCUUUCGGCUGUACAAGUACAAUCUUGCAGACUACACUUUAUUAGACAUCUGGCAGUACUACAUGAACCUCACGGAAGCCAAUGAGCAAAAAAAACCUGACUGGAAACUGGAGUACAUCAUGACCAAGGAUUUCAACAUAAAUGACCUCCAGCCAAAAAGUCUCCAUGACCUUGUAAAACAGUUUGAAAAACCACAAAGUCAGGAAUUUCAAAAAUAUUAUCGUAAUUUUAUUGUAAGCUAUGAUCAACAUAUUGUUUGUGAGGGGAUUUGUAAGAGAGAGCAGGUGUGUGCUAUACAGUUUUUAGACUAUGAAUCCUAUACUAAUUGUUUUAGAUAGUAUAGUUAAUCAGUUGAUGGUAUAACAACUAUAUAAUCACAAUAGGAAUUUUGAAGAUAAAGCAAAUCUUUAAGGGAAGUCAAAGUAAAAUCCAAAGAAUUAAUUUCUCUUUAGUUUUUAUCCCUCAUGCACUUACUCAGGGAGUACUAAAUGGAGGAUGUGUGAAAUUGACAUCUCAAAGCAAUCAUAUUCUGUCCUGCCUUUACAGUUUUGUGCUCUCUUAGUUUGCCUGUCUCCUAAUUUAUACAUUUUAUAGUUGUCUGGAUUAUUUCUCAACUAAAAACUCAAGUCAAAGGUUCUGUUUCAUUAAUCUCCAGUAGUAGCAGUAGUAUUGUAGUAGUGUGUACAGAAUACAGUGAAAUUCUUACUUACAUGUAUAACUAACGUAUAACAUGUCACCGCUCUUUUGUGCCAUGAUAAACAACAAUGUAUCAAAAUACUUAACUUCCUAUUAUCUGAAAACUUGUGGAUAAAACUCUGAAACAAAUUUGAGCAUAGUUAGAAUCUACAUAUAAGCCUUAUGCAUACAUGAAGCUGAUCUGCAGUAGGUCUUUGUAGUAGAAAAAGAAUGCAGAGAUAUAUUACAUUGUUACAAUGAGCAAAAUCUCUAAUCAGCAAGGAAUGAAAGAAAUGCUUCUUUGGCAAGCUAUGACUCUUACUAGGAUCCACACUUUCUUGUCAUAUCAUAUCACAUACAAAUUAUAUGUAUAAUACAAUGUUUAGUGAAAUGCUUACUUUACAGAAGCUCAAAAGAAAAUAUCUUAUAUAUAUGUACAUACACACGCCCCCACAUAAGAACUUCUAGCUUGAAAAAGAAAGCUGUUUCUGUCAAUGACAGGCUUGUAGGUGGGAGUAGGAUGUGGUCAGAUCUGCUCAGUUGUACUGCAGGUUUACAUUUAAAGGCAUUACCAUUUAAAUAGAGCAAGUCCAGCUUGUUAAGUCCACAACUCCAACAUGCUAACUGAAGUUUGUUCAUUCUGAUUUCCUAACAGUAUUCUAGGGUCAGAAUUAUUGAUUCAUUAGAAUAUGAGUACAGCAUGAAUCAUUUCUGUUCCCGAGUUAAUAAACAUUUAUUCAGGAUAACAAAACUUAUCUCCCUAAGCAGUAAAAUGGAGACAUUGUCACUAUUUCAAUGACUAGAUCACACAUUAUAGUUUAAAUUGUAAUACACUCUCCUUUUCAGCAUUGCUUAUUUACUCAGUUUUGGUCCUCCUGCCUUUUGCAGUCCGUUUGAUUGUAUCAAGUGAAAACCAUCCAGCAUUAAAAUAGAGUCUGAAAGAAGAAGUUUAGACCAGUUGUCUGCAGCGAACAAAUGCCAAAGUUCUUGAACUCAUCGUGACUCACCAUGACAUGUAAAAGUUCAUCCAACUUAUUUAAAAGUGAUACUUUCCACUUCACUUUUGUUUUUGCUCCAUAUUCUUUCCAUCUUUGGGUGAGUUGCUCCUGUGGUAAUGUGCAACAGGCAGCCUUGAUCACAGUGCUACCAGGUGAUUAUGGGAACAUUUAAUAUCUCUCACUUUAUGUUUUCAGAAUCUCUUACAUUCUCCAGUGUUAUACAGUUGGCACUCAUCAGAUUCUUUCAUUCUUUGAUGUUCCAACAAUGAUGGAUGGAUUAAAAGCCAGAAGUCUGUAUAACCAUCAGCAUCAAAUGACUCCGUGAGAACCCUAACUACAAAGAGGACUAUUUCAUUUAUGUUAGGUAGAAUGCCCAAAGGGGACUGGGCGGUCUCGUGGCCUGGAACCCCUACAGAUUUUAUUUUUUUCUCCAGCUUUCUGGAGUUUUUUUUUUGUUUUUUCUGUCCACCCUGGCCAUCGGACCUUACUCCUUAUUAUGUUAACUAAGGUUGUCUUAUUUUAAUUUCUUUUUUGUCUUUUAUUCUUCUUUUCUUCAUUAUGUAAAGCACUUUGAGCUACUUUUUGUAUGAAAAUGUGCUAUAUAAAUAAAUGUUGUUGUUGUUGUUUCAGUCCUCUGCUCUCCCAGCUCAUUUAAAAGGUGUUUGAUACAGGGAGACUACUUGAGCCUGCAUCUGCAAUGACAACAGCAUAUUGCCAAUUUAAAAAUUCAUUUAAGAGAAUAGCAAUAAGCCAGAGCUCAAAUCUUAAUCUUAAUGUUAAUAUUAAGUAAAUUGGUUAAUAAUCACAAAAAGGAACCCCUCCCCAAAAAAAGAGCUUCUGUAAAUGGCAUUUUGUCAUUUACAUUAAUGUAGUCAAUGAAAUUUCUUGCUUCAGAAUGUUUUUAUUACCCUUAGGGAUUUAAACAUUACAGCCUUACUAAACUCCCCAGUAUACUAUGACGGUACAGUGUAAAUACAGAUUUUUUUGUAAUUUUUACUUUUAAAUGUUGGAAAAUUUCAAUUGUUGUUGUAUUGUUCACACAUUUUCUAAACUGAAUAAUUCAAAAUAACUAAUUUAAAAUGCUCUUCUCUAGCUAGUUUUCCUCUCACCACAUUUUUUUGGAGAAUGUCUAGCUUUAUUUUACAUGCAUUCAAAGUUGUGCCAUAUUUGUGUAAUUUUUUGUAAUGGGCCUUAUUGUUCAUUGAUAUUCAUUGAGUAUUCUCAUACUUAUCUCCUGAGAGGUUCUUUUAAAGAAACAUAAUAGCAGUAACCUUUUGUACAAAAAAUGCAUUCUAUGGUGUUUCACAACUAAUAAAACAAUGAUUCACCAAUAAAACCCAAAUUAUAAUAGAAAAGGUAACAAACAUAAAAGAUUUAGUAAAUAUACAAAUUUUAAAUGGACUGUAUAAGAAAAAAAUAAAAAUAUAGAAAACACAAAUGUUUUGAACUCAAAGUAAAUUUUCACUUACCAUUCAUCCAUCUAUCCAUUUACUUUACUCUUUGUCAGUAAGUCAGUGUAUCAUGAUGCCAGAGCCUAUCCAAGCAGCAUUGUGUCCAAAGCAAGAAUUAAUCUUGGGCAAGGGCACUUGAAAAUGUUAGUAACAUUCUCACCAGGUUUGGUUUGAACUUCCCUUUGUCUUAAUGAUGCACUUAUUGAUGAAUUAUUUGCUGGACAUUUAGGGGAUUUAUCAGUUGCUGAUACAUUGAAUCUGAGCUCAUGGAAUAAAAGUAUGUAACUUCUAAAGAUAACUGAUAUCUGUUUUUAUAUUGAUAAUUCAUUAGUUAUUUUUUCUUUGACAUUGUAGA